This is a messenger RNA of Trichoderma gamsii, 1470 nucleotides long. RefSeq lists its product as hypothetical. Gene Ontology annotation, cellular component: endoplasmic reticulum membrane; mitochondrial outer membrane; lipid droplet. Gene Ontology annotation, biological process: ergosterol biosynthetic process. The record is from RefSeq and is a predicted model, not a curated record. Bases 1 to 1470 code for a protein of 489 amino acids. The transcript has 3 exons. Gene Ontology annotation, molecular function: 3-beta-hydroxysteroid 3-dehydrogenase (NADP+) activity. Lineage: Eukaryota; Fungi; Ascomycota; Sordariomycetes; Hypocreales; Hypocreaceae.
AUGACGAUCGAGGCUCCUCUUCCCGCAGCUGCAGCAGGAUCGGCAGUAGCGCCGUGGGAGACUGUCGCGCCAGAAGACCAGCUCUUUGUCCUGAUUACAGGCGCAAACAGCGGCAUCGGUCUCGGUACCGGACAGCGCCUCAUUGACGAGUUCCUCGCGACGCGGUCGCUGACAUCGCACCUGAUUCUCAUCCCGACGACGCGGUCCGCUUCCAAAUCCCUGGUGGCCAUUUCGGCGCUGCGAGCACACGCCGAGCACGCGGCCAAGACCUCGACGGCGCUGCGAGCCCGAUAUGACGCUGACGAAAAGGAGGAAUACAACUGGCAGGACGCCGUGCGGCGUAUCCACGUGCUGAGCCUGACGCUGGACCUGUGCGACCUGCGCGGCGUGUACGCCUUUGCCGACCAGCUUUGCCGCGGGCGUGUGAGCAAUCCGGAAGGGCUGGAGGGCGAGUAUUUGCGAAAUGUGAGGAUUCCGCGGCUGGACACGGUGAUUUUCAACGCGGCGUAUGGGAAUUGGUCCGGGUGCAAUUAUCCCAAGGCUGUAUGGAAGAUUUUGAGCGAGGGGUUGGUGCAGGCGGUCACGUAUCCGACGUUUAAAAAUUCGCUGCCGACGAGUGUUUUGAAUGAGCAGAAGAGCUAUGGCUAUCCCGAAAAGCCUCUUCUUGGCGAAGUGUUUACCGCCUGCGUCUUUGGCCACUACGUCCUCGCCCACCAGCUGCUGCCGCUGCUGUCUCGCCACUCAGCGUCCGAGUCCCGCGGCCGAAUCGUCUGGUCCUCCAGCAUAGAAGCCAUACAAGAAGUCUACGUCGCCGACGACAUGCAGUGCUUCCUCAAGCCCGCCGCGUACGAAUCCGUCAAGCGCCUCACCGACAUCGUCUCCCUCUCAUAUUCGCUCCCCUCCGUUCAGAAAUACUCGCGGCCCUUUUUGACGAUUGACGAAGAAUCCGGCGGAGACGCUGCCGAGAAGCCCGUCCCGCCAAAGAUGUACCUCACGCACCCCGGCGUCGUGGCCAGCACGCUGUUCCCCGUGCCGUGGUUCUUCUUUUGGGCGUAUGAGCUUGCGCUGGUGGUUGCGCGCUGGAUCGGCUCGCCGUGGCACAACGUCGACGGCUACAGGGGUUCCACAUCAGCAGCUUGGCUAGCAUUGCAGGACCAGGCCGCGCUGGACGACAUGCAGGCCGACAGGAUCAAAUGGGGCAGUUCGACGGACAGACAUCUCGUGUCGGACGUGAAGAAGACGGAGGUGGACGGCUGGGGGUGGGAGGGCAAGGUCGAGACAAGCAAGACGAUUGCAGCUGAUACGGCGCCGGGGCUGCUGCAUAAAUCGGUGGGCAGACGAUUGGGGGCGAAGAAUGCGACGGAGGAGUCGCUGAUUGAGUUUGAAGAGGAGGGAGCGAGAGCGUGGGAGGAGAUGGAGAGGUUGAGGCAUCAGUGGGCGAAGAUUAUAAAGCUGGAGAAGAAAGAGUGA